This is a messenger RNA of Pelmatolapia mariae (spotted tilapia), 1200 nucleotides long. Its product is annotated as ryanodine receptor 2-like. Gene Ontology annotation, biological process: release of sequestered calcium ion into cytosol by sarcoplasmic reticulum; striated muscle contraction. The transcript is spliced from 13 exons. The record is from RefSeq and is a predicted model, not a curated record. Gene Ontology annotation, molecular function: ryanodine-sensitive calcium-release channel activity. Lineage: Eukaryota; Metazoa; Chordata; Actinopteri; Cichliformes; Cichlidae. Bases 1 to 1200 code for a protein of 399 amino acids. Gene Ontology annotation, cellular component: smooth endoplasmic reticulum; calcium channel complex; Z disc.
AUGUGGGAUGACUCGUGGGAGCCCGGCAGUGAACUUCAACAGCACUUUGCCGUGCCUGAUGUGCCACCUCCUUCAGCCAGUGAGCAAAACUUCAAGAGAGAAGAGCAGAACUUUGUAGUCCAGAAUGAAAUUAACAACAUGUCCUUCCUCAUCACUGACACCAAGUGCAAGAUGUCAAAGGGAAUAGUUUCAGACCAGGAGAGGAAGAAGAUGAAGAGAAAAGGUGAUCGAUACUCGAUGCAGACAAGUUUGAUUGUUGCUACUCUAAAGCGCCUGCUGCCCGUGGGACUCAACAUUUGUGCUCCAGGAGAACAAGAGCUUAUCGCACUGGCUAAGAACCGCUUCACUCAGAAAGACACAGAGGACGAAGUUCGAGAGGUCAUCAGGAACAACCUACAUUUACAAGGAAAGUCAGAGGACCCAGCAAUUCGUUGGCAGAUGGCUCUGUACAGAGACCUCCCAAACCACUAUGAGGAUACUACUGACCCAGAGAAGACUGUGGAGAGAAUCCUGGAUAUUGGUCAUGUCCUCUUCCACCUGGAGCAGGUGGAGCAUCCUCAGCGCAGUAAGAAGGCUGUGUGGCACAAACUGCUUUCAAAACAGAGGAAGAGAGCUGUGGUCGCUUGCUUCAGGAUGGCACCACUCUAUAACCUGCCAAGGCACCGGGCUGUAAACUUGUUCCUGCAGGGCUACGAAAAGUCCUGGAUCGAGACAGAGGAGCACUACUUUGAAGAUAAACUCAUAGAAGACCUCGCUAAACCAGGUGAACAGGAGCCAUCUGAGGAAGAGGAGGGGCAGAAACACAAACACAUAGAUCCCCUGCAUCAGCUCAUCCAGCUGUUCAGCAGAACAGCCCUAACAGAAAAAUGUAAACUGGAUGAGGAUAAUCUCUACAUGGCCUACGCAGACAUCAUGGCUAAGAGUUGCCAUGAUGAAGAGGAUGACGAUGGAGAAGUGAAGAGUUUUGAAGAAAAAGAGAUGGAGAAGCAGAAGCUGUUGUAUCAGCAGGCUCGGCUGCACGACCGUGGCGCUGCUGAGAUGGUGCUCCAAACCAUCUGUGCUAGUAAAGGUGAGAUGGGUCCCAUGGUGGCAUCUACUCUGAAACUGGGCAUAGCUAUUCUCAAUGGUGGGAACUCAACCGUGCAGCAGGUUCUGGCACUGCCCCCUGAACCCACUGCACCACCCCUCCCCCGCAGCUGA